AAGUUGUCGGUCCUUGUCAUCGCGCUCGAUGCGCCGCCCGCGGAACGGCGAAUAACAGGACGCGUUAUCUCGUGCAGCUCUAUGUCGUCGCAGUCCUCGACCCCAGUCCGCUCGCACCCUCUCUCCCCUGACGAACUUCCCUCGAGCUCCAGGUCGCGCAAGUCUCGGAGCAGUUCCAAGCAGCAGGCUGCUGGCUCAUCGUCCACCGCGGACUUAACGACCCCCUCUGCAACCUACUUCUCCCUCAAGGCGCAACUUGAGAAGGAUGGCGGAGCGCGCUGGGACGGCAGCGUCCGCGGCUAUAGCGCGCGCACGGAGAAGCCAAAGUCGGCGGCGUCUGGUGCUGCACACGAUCGGUUGACGACGAUGUGGGAUCGCCCAGCUCCCCUCCUGUUCGUCAACCAGCAACCCGCGGCUCUACCAACCUCUCCCCCUCGAACACCUCGUCCUGGUGCCCUUGUACCCUCUGAGGUAAUCGACGUCAACGAAGCGUCAACGCCACUAGCACCUCAAAUCGUCUCGACUAGAUGGCAUGAAUAUUCGGACGAGGCGAUACAGGCGGCCAUUUCGUCCUUUAGCGAGGCGGAGACGCCUGCCGAGGUCUCCAGACACCCCUAUCAUCCCGUCAUACGCGUCUUGUCGCAGGCAUUGCACAAGGUGACGCGCGCACGCGUAGAGCUAGAGGAGAAUAGGCGCCUCUUACUCGAGAGGGAGGAAGAGCGGCUGCAGAGGGCGGAGGACUUCUUGAAAGGCCUUGACACACCAGAGCAAGAUGUAGCUCGCCGAAUGAUGAGCGCGCUCUACCCCGAGAAGGCGGAGGGGAUGGGAGGGGACGAGCCCGUCGAGGAAGGAGAGGAUCGUCUGCAAAUUCGGAGGCAACCCAGUAUGCGGUCGCUAGCGGAAUCACUUUGUGAAGCCCUCGAGGAUGAGGUCCCGCUCUCGCAAAGCAUACCGCAGGAGCCAAUACUGUCCAACAUGCCUCCGCGCAAACCAGAUACCGAAUCAGAUGCUGGCGCCGAUCAACGCUCUGUCGCAGACUCCGAGGACGUCUUUGACGACAGAGCUUCCGUCAUAUCCAGAACGUCUUCCGUAGGGGACUGGAUGGGCUCCUGGUGGGGGAAGGGCAAGCGAGGACGGCCCGAACCUGUUAAGGCGACACAGUCAGCGCCUCCCGCGACCAUAUCGGAGGAGACGGAGCGACCUAGGCCAACGCGACGCAAAUCUGCUAAGAGCGUCUUCGGUGCACUCGGUAUUUCCAUCCUCAAUCCUAGCAUCUCGUCCAAUGUCGCUCGUCCGCAGGCCGUCAUCGAGACUUCUGCAGAAGACGAGUCCGCUCAGACCAUCACACUGCCUUCAGAGGGAACGGCAUCCACGCCGGAGAGCCGUCUGAUGUCGCCGGCAGUCUCUACCCCUGCUAUGCCUACAAUGUCUCGACUGACUACUGAGGUCCUACCGGACAACACUAUGAUCGAGACCACAUCUUCGAUCGAAGAGGCAGAGGAGAAGCCUCUCUUGCGGCAGGGCGCAUCUCUUCGCGCGAUCGUCAAUGCCACUCGUAUCAUGACUGGUGAACCUAGCAGCAUUUUGGAGGACCAGGGCCGGGAGACGGGGCCGCUGAUAUCGCGUCUAGCCUACGAACUGGUGCGCAACGCCCGCGACACGGGUCUUGACCUCCGGAAGCCUCAGAAAGAGCGCAAGGACCGGAGGCACCCAUCGAGGGUCGUCUCGGAAACUGCUGUCGAAGAACCGGCCUCCGCGACUUCUACGGUCUUCCCGACUUCGCAGGGACUCGAUGCGACCAUGACGCUCAAUCGGGCGCUUCGAAAGCAGCUGCAAUCGGGGCACAGGAAGGCAAUGGCGAAGGGCGCCGCCAUCAUGCAACCGUUUUCGUCGCCGCUUUUUGGGUCCUUCUCUAGCCAGCAGCAGCGGAAGCCGAGCACGCAGAGCGGUGCUGCCGGGACCUCGGCCUCUGGGCAAGACACUACGCUUGCUGCCGCCUCAAUUCCUCCGGUCAAGAAGCCUGGGUCGGUGCCACUGGAGUCCAUCAUCCCCGCCGUCGCGAAGCCGCCAACGCAAUACCUUUCACGCACCUAUACUCCCCUCACGUCGCGCGAUUUCCAGUUCUCCAUUCCGCUCCCUCAGUCGGCGUCGCGGUUCUCCAUAUAUCACGACGACAAUAAGCCGCUGACGGACCGGUACGGCUUCAUGUACGAUGUGUCGCAGUAUGAUGUCCUUCUCCUCAUCCGGGCGAAGGAAUGUGGUAGUACGGCGCCUGCCUGUCUAACCGGGGUCAAGAUUGCGGAUCGAGAGGAGAAUAAUGCGUGGCCGGAGGACGAGGAUGGCCAGUUGAAGGAGACGAUUGACAUCGUCAAGGAGAACUGCCAAUGCGACGGUUCACCCGACUCCGCCCCCGUGAUUGCGGAGUCGCCAACUGCUGAGUCCGUGGCACCGAGUCUCAAGUCGCGCUCGUCGUCGAAGAGCAGAAGGCGCUCGUCAACGCUUGUAUCGUCUGCCGUGGCAUCAAGCAUCAAUACGCCCGCGACGUCCAUCCUCUCCGUCAACACAAGCACCCCUCGUCAUGCUUGCGCGAAUACCGUACGCCGCCUGUUAGACCAGCUUGUCGAGAUCCAUGACCAGCGCCAAGCCUCCCGGCGCAAAGAGUGGGACGCAUUUGUCAAGCAACGCCGCGCCGCGCGCGCCUCCGCCGCGAAGACGCACAACUCGUCUGCAUCCAGUGGCGCGGCCGCCAUCCUCGGCCUCGGCACAGAGAUUGACGAGGAAGAGCUCUCCCACUCGGAGGGGCUCAUCGGCUUCGCGCAGCUCGGGCUGUCCGCGAACAACAGCGAGAAGCGUGAGUUCGACCGGCUCGUGCAUGGCGGGAUCCCGCUUGUGUAUCGCGCGAAGGUGUGGCUCGAGUGCAGCGGCGCGCUGGAGAUGCGCGAGCCGGGGCUAUUCCAGGACUUGUUAGCGAAGGAGGACGCAAGCAAUGAGUCGGUGAUGGGCGAGAUUGCGAAGGACGUCGGGCGGACCAUGCCAUUGAACGUGUUCUUUGGCGGCGACGGCGCCGGAGUCGAGAAAUUGCGCAGGGUGCUUAUUGCUUAUAGUCGACGAAACACCUCCGUCGGGUACUGCCAGGGGAUGAACCUCAUCACGUCGACGCUGCUGCUGGUGUACGGCGACGAGGAGGAUGCGUUCUGGGUUCUAGCCGCGAUCAUCGAGCGCUUGCUUCCCGAGGACUUCUUCUCGCCUUCGCUGCUCCCGUCCCGUGCGUGCCCUAUGGUCUUGAUGGAUUAUGUGCAAGAUCAGCUGCCGAAGCUGCACAACCACCUUCUCGACCUCGGAAUUGACCUCCCAGCGAUCUGCUUCUCGUGGUUCUUGUCCUUGUUCACGGAUUGCCUGCCUGUGGAGACGCUAUUUCGUUUGUGGGAUGUGUUCAUGGUGAAUGGGCUGGACGUUCUCUUCCGGGUCGCGCUGGCGAUCUUGAAGAACAACGAGCAGGAGCUGCUACAAUGCGAAUCCAUCUCGGCCGUUUAUGUCGCCUUGGAGAGCCUUCCAACGAGGAUGUGGGAAGCGGACAAGUUGAUACAGGCUGCGGCGGACCUUCGAAGCACGGUGUCACAUAACGAUUUGGUGAACAAGCGGAACGCGCAUGUUGCCGAGCUCAUUGCCUUGGUUUCGUCAGAAUGAACAUAGGAAUUGUGGAACACAAGGACACUCGCUUACAUAUUUGCUCUCAUACCUGGCUGUAUCUUCUACCAUAAACAUUUUCUCGUGGCUAAUGUGUAUCACUACGUAUUCACGGUAGAUAUUGUGGAUGACCUUGGGACUAUCACAUUCGUUAGAGCUAUAUCGCUUGAGCGCGUUUCAGACAGCUGUGCCUCUACUUGCGUCUGCC
Schizophyllum commune H4-8 is the source of this 3895-nucleotide messenger RNA. RefSeq names its product TBC-domain-containing protein. The coding region runs from base 82 to 3687 and encodes 1201 amino acids. The record is from RefSeq and is a predicted model, not a curated record. The transcript has 5 exons. Lineage: Eukaryota; Fungi; Basidiomycota; Agaricomycetes; Agaricales; Schizophyllaceae.